AUGGGAACAUGGCAGGAAGUGAAGGAUGACCAAGGAAGAACCUAUUACUAUAAUCCCGUCACCCAAGAAACUAGCUGGGAGAAUCCAGAUGUAUCUUCUCUUGGUCUGAGCUGGAAAUCUUACCGGACAGAGGAUGGCAGAGAAUACUAUUACAACGAAGCUAGCGGAGAAACGACAUGGGACAAGCCAGCGGAAUUAGAAGAGGCUUCCAAAGAUGACACAAAGGAGACAGAUGAAACAGUCCAGGAAACUGAAGAUCUUGUUGAAGAUGCAGCAGAGAAAUUAACCGAAAGAGACGCCAAGCUAGCUAAAGAAGCGGUCAAAGUGAGUGUGUUGCUUAAUCCUCCCGUUUUUGAAUCUUCCAAAGAAGCACACGAAGCUUUUUUUCAAAUGCUUGCCCAAGAAAACGUGGACUCGACGUGGUCUUUCGAAAAGGUGAUUGAGCGUUUUGUUCAGAACCCAGUGUAUUGGCUGAUCUCAGAUGCUCUGGAAAGAAAAAGCUUAUACGAUGAAUAUCUUUUACGAAAGCUACAGCAGGAAUCACAGGACAAGACGAAGUUGAUAGAGACUUUUAAACGGAACUUCGUGCAAGUUUUGGAAGAAUACAGAAACAACAAUAAGUUGACAGCCACAACACGAUGGAGCACAUUGAAACUGAUGCUUAUAGAAGAAGAAAAUCCUAUAUUCAAGCACUCUGUCCUUCCUGAUGCAGAGAUUGCAAAGAUUUUCCACGACUUUGUCGAGAACUUCACACUGGAAGAGAAAAGAAAACUUCAGGAGAAGAAAGACCAAGCCCUUACGGAACUCGACGCCUAUCUCUCACAGUUGAUCUCAGCACAAAAGUCUCAUGACUUGACUUGGGAAACUUUGUAUAAGAGACUACAAAACGAUGCUCGGUUCAAAGCUAACAAGCACUUUCAGGUACUUACAAAGACAGACAUGCUUGAUUUGUACCGAAAUAAGAUAUACCCGAAGAUCGUUGAGGAGAUAAUGAAGGAAGUUGUAAUAGCACGAAAAAGAAAUUAUAGAUCUGACAGGAAGGCAAGACAAGCAUUCAAAGCGUUGAUGGCUAAAGUUACAAUCAAUGCCAAUACAUUGUUUCAAGAUGUACUCCCGCAAUUGGAGGACGAAGACGAGUUUAUUGAAAUAUGUGGAAGAAAUGGAUCGACGCCUUUGGAACUUUUCUGGGACAUUGUGGAUGAAAAACGGCAAAUUCUAAAAGUCAAGAAAGAUCUCGUGGAGCACAGCAUAGCUGAUUUCAAAGCACAAAAUCCAGAUGUUUUUGAAUGGGAGACACUUAUAAACGACAAGGACAGAUUCAUUGAUGCCUUGAAGAGUAUAAAGGACGAUCGCUUGUCUUCCUUUGAUUUCACUCAGACGGAUGAAGAUAGCGAGUUAUACAUUAUCUACGACUCAUUGAAAAAAGAACACAUUUUGCAACAGCAAAAGAAUAAAAUUGCAUAUGAAGAGAACCUAGCCCGGGGCAUAAAGUCCUUAGCGGAAUGGAUGAUGCAGGACCUUUCAGCUUUUGAUUUCAUAAAGAUGACGAAAGAAGGUGAUAUAGUGCCGGAGGAUGAUAAAGAAUCAGACACAGUCAUUGAAGUUAACAGUCGGGGUAUCGCAAAGCUUGUGAAAAAUGAACCACAAAGUCUGAAAUGGAAGGAAAGUCUUGGGGACAAGGAGAAGUUCACAGAAAUACUUCACUUGAUUGAGGAACAUCAUAAGGAAGCACCAGAGCAGCUUGAGAAGGCUCUUUCCGAAGUAAUCGGUAAGUGCAUUGAUCAUAUUGUUAUUUUGGGCACGCAAAGCCGCAAGAGAAAAUUGGAACCAUAUUCCAGAGACACUGUGAGCGAAGCGAAGAGAGUGAAAAGUGAUAAGGAGAAGAAGCCUAUACUAAUGAAUUAUUAG
Clavispora lusitaniae ATCC 42720 is the source of this 1908-nucleotide messenger RNA. RefSeq lists its product as uncharacterized. Gene Ontology annotation, cellular component: U2-type prespliceosome; U1 snRNP. Gene Ontology annotation, biological process: mRNA cis splicing, via spliceosome. Gene Ontology annotation, molecular function: protein binding; RNA binding. The record is from RefSeq and is a predicted model, not a curated record. Lineage: Eukaryota; Fungi; Ascomycota; Pichiomycetes; Serinales; Metschnikowiaceae.